ACAAAAAAAGGUACAAAGGAACACGUCAGUUGAUUGAGUUGUUGGCACGGCACAAUUUUCAGCUGCACAAAAUUCUAGAAAUAUUAAACAAACACAUAUAAAUAUACAAUUUUGCAUUUAUUUAAUUAAAAACAGUUAUAAUUUUAAUUGAUCUAGUGAAAUAAAGUCUUAAAGUUAAUUAACUUUACUACGAAAAUGGUGACACAAAAGACCACGUCAUGGUGGUCUGUGGCCACAAUAGCCUGCCUUUUCAUAAUGACUGCCUCUCAACUACGUGGCGUUCAGUCGGCAGCUGUUAUGUCCGUAGACUUGGGCUCCGAAUGGAUGAAAGUUGGUAUUGUUUCACCUGGGGUGCCCAUGGAAAUUGCCUUAAAUCGCGAAUCGAAACGCAAGACUCCAGUCACAUUAGCAUUCCGCGAUGGUGCAAGAACCUUUGGUGAAGAUGCUGUUACUGUGGGUAUUAAAGAACCUAAAGCAGCUUACAGUUAUUUAUUGGAUCUAUUGGGUAAAACCAUCGAUAAUCCCAUUGUUGAGUUAUAUAGAAAACGUUUUCCCUACUAUGACAUCAUUGGUGAUCCCGAACGUAAUACGGUUAUUUUCAAAAAGAGUGAUACCGAACAAUUCACUGUCGAAGAAUUGAUUGCCCAAAUUCUUGUCAAGGCUAAGGAAUUCGCCCAAGACGCUACUAAUCAAGUGAUUACCGAAGCUGUCUUAACAGUUCCCGGUUACUUUGGCCAGGCGGAACGUGAAGCUAUGCUAACUGCAGCACAAUUGGCUAAUUUAAAAGUUCUACAAUUGAUCAAUGACUAUGCUGCUGUGGCUCUCAAUUAUGGUGUUUUCCAUCCUUCGGGUAUUAAUGAGACUAGCCAGUAUUAUAUAUUCUAUGACAUGGGUGCCAGUCACACUUCCAGUGCUUUGGUUAGCUAUCAAAUGGUCAAGGAUAAACAUACCAAAGAAACCCAUCCAGUAGUGCAGGUAUUAGGUGUCGGUUAUGAUCGUACUUUGGGCGGUUUGGAAAUUCAAUUAAGAUUAAGAGAUUAUUUGGCGGCUGAAUUUAAUGCCAUGAAAAAGACUACCACCGAUGUGACCAAGUCACCAAAAGCUUUGGCUAAAUUGUUUAAGGAAGCUGGUCGUUUGAAGAAUGUUUUAUCGGCCAACAAUGAUCAUUUUGCACAAAUUGAAAAUCUUUUGGAGGAUCAUGAUUUCAAAUUGCAAGUGACACGUGAAAAGUUAGAAGAAAUCUGUUCUGACUUAUGGCCUAGAGUGAUUAAACCUUUGGAACAGGCUUUGACUAAUUCUGGUUUAACAUUAGACGUUGUUUCUCAGGUGAUUAUGUUUGGUGGCGGCACUCGUGUUCCUAAAGUCCAAGAGACUAUUAAGCAGUACAUUAAACAAGAUUUGGGUAAAAAUAUUAAUGCUGAUGAAGCUGCUGCUAUUGGUGCUGUUUAUAAGGCAGCUGAUUUAGCCACAGGUUUUAAAGUCAAGAAAUUCAUCGUUAAAGAUGCUGUGGUAUUGCCCAUUCAAGUCAGCUUCAACCGCGAUCCUGGUGAGGGCGCCGAAGUCAGACAAGUCAAACGUGUGUUGUUUGGUUUAAUGAAUUCCUAUCCCCAAAAGAAAGUAAUAACCUUUAAUAAACAUACCGAAGAUUUUGAUUUUUAUGUCCACUAUGGUGACUUGAAUCAUUUGACACCCGAGGAACAGUCAUACAUUGGUGGCUUGAACAUCUCCCGUGUAGAAUUGCAAAACAUUAAGGAGCUUUUGGAAACCACCAAAAAUGAAUCGGUUGAUUCAAAGGGUAUCAAAGCAUUCUUUGCUUUAGACGAUUCUGGUAUAUUCCGUUGCACUUCCGUGGAGUAUGUAUAUGAUAAACAAAAGAUUGAAACUGAGGAAGAGGAUGAGGGUACCUUAGCUAAAUUGGGCAGCACAAUAAGCAAACUUUUCUCCAAGGACACUGAAGAAAAGAAGGAAGAGAAACAAGAAGGCAGUGGUUCGGCCCAAGAAGGCGAAGAAGCAAAGGAAGCAGAUAAAACUAAGGAAUCUACAAACGAUACUGAAAAGAAAGAAACUGACGGUGCCAAAGCUGAAGAACAGAAGGAAGCUGCCAAGAAGAAUGAAACUAUCAAAAUUGUUGCUGUUAAAGAACCAGUAGAUCAUACUAUUACUUUGCAAUUCUCUCCUCCCAUUUCGGGCAAAUCAUAUGAAAACUCUAUGAAAAAAUUAGAUGCCAUCAAUAAGGCCGAACAUACCAGAAAUCGUUUGGAAUCCUCAUUCAAUGCCCUAGAAACCCACAUCAUUGAUAUGCAACAAAAAUUGCAAGAAGAUGAAUACGCCAACUGCUUGACUGAAGCCGAAAAAGAUAAAAUAUUGGCUCAGUGUUCAGAAAUUUCUGAAUGGCUUUACGAAGACAUUGAAAAUCCCACUCCUGAUAUUUACGAAAAGAAAUUGGAUGAUUUGAAGAAAUUAACUAAUGUAUUUAUGUCUCGCCAUUGGGAACACGAGGAGAGGCCUGAAGCUUUGAAGGCUUUAGAUGGCAUGAUUGAAGGCGCCCAAAAAUUCUUUGAUACUGCCAAAAAUCUAACUAAGGACACAAAUCCCGAAAAGGAUGUAUUUACCCAAGUAGAAAUUGAUAGCCUUUCAAAAGUUAUCUCGGACACGGUUGAAUGGAAAAAAGCGGAAACGGAAGCACAAAAUAAACUCAAGCGUUAUGAAGAGGUAAGAUUGACUGUCAAGCAUAUCACCGACAAAAUGGGCGUACUCGAUCGUGAGGUGAAAUAUUUGGUAAACAAGAUUAAAAUUUGGAAGCCAAAAACUAAGCCAGCUAAAAAAGACAAAAAGAAGAAGGAAAAGGUAGAGGAAGCCGGAGAAGAAGAAGUUAAAAACAAAGAAGAAGAUGCAUCAGAAUCAGGUUCUGGCAGUGAAAAUGUUCAAAAAGAAGAGGAACAAGUUGAAAUGCCUGUAACAGAGAAAACAGUUGAAGAACAAGUGUCGGAAGAAACCCCCACACCCACAGAAGAGCACACACCACGUACAGAUCUUUAAAUAGAAUUUACGACAAAAAAAAAAAAAAAACAAAUUUAAAAAAUUAUAAUUAUUCAAAGACUGUGGUAUUUAAAACUUAAACAAAACUGUGGAUCAUCAUGUCAAAUGAAUAGAAGAGCGAACAUACAAAACAACAUAAACUACUCAAGAAAACAUCGAACAGAGUGAAUAAAAAGCGAAAAAAGUUUUAUAAACCAACCAACCGACAAACAAACAUUCUCACUAAAUGGCCAACUUGUCGUAUAAAAGCUUGUUUUGCUAUACUAAUUCUUGCUUUUCCCAGUAGUAAGAGUAUCAUUUUAAGCCUUUUAUUAGUUGUAACCGAAAAAAAAAACACAAUUUGCU
This is a messenger RNA of Lucilia cuprina (Australian sheep blowfly), 3384 nucleotides long. It is a transcript of the gene Grp170, whose product is annotated as hypoxia up-regulated protein 1. Gene Ontology annotation, cellular component: endoplasmic reticulum chaperone complex. The coding region runs from base 196 to 3039 and encodes 947 amino acids. Gene Ontology annotation, molecular function: ATP binding; ATP-dependent protein folding chaperone. The transcript has 3 exons. The record is from RefSeq and is a predicted model, not a curated record. NCBI's taxonomy places the organism in Eukaryota, Metazoa, Arthropoda, Insecta, Diptera, Calliphoridae. Gene Ontology annotation, biological process: cellular response to hypoxia; negative regulation of hypoxia-induced intrinsic apoptotic signaling pathway; endoplasmic reticulum unfolded protein response.